Molecule: messenger RNA, 1439 nt
Organism: Phragmites australis (common reed)
Lineage: Eukaryota; Viridiplantae; Streptophyta; Magnoliopsida; Poales; Poaceae
Product: rhomboid-like protein 14, mitochondrial
Exons: 2
Coding region: 174-1208 (344 amino acids)
Cellular component (GO): membrane
Molecular function (GO): serine-type endopeptidase activity
Source: RefSeq, a predicted model, not a curated record
CUUAUUCUUCCGGAAGGUUCGCCCGCCUCGCCUCCAUCUCUUGCGCCCGAAGAAAGAAGGGAACCAAAAUCCCAAAACCAAUCCAGAAAUAAAAGGAGUCCGGAGCCGCAGGGCGAUCGGAGCACAGAGGAGCCACAGGUUGCGUGUCGGCUGCGUGUGUCUUUUGUUCGUAGAUGGGGUCCGGCAUGAGCAGCGGCCGGCGGCGCGGCUCCGGCCUGGAGGGGUCGAGGGGGCUGCUGCCGGUGCUGGCGCUGCAGGUGCUGCUCGAGUACGGCCCCGCGGGCGCCGCCCGCCCGCCCGUCACCGCGGCGCUGCUCGCCGCCAACGCGCUGGUCUACCUCCGCCCCGGCGCGCUCGACGGGCUCCUCCCCUCGCUCCAACGCGCCUCUUUCAACCCGCACCUCAUCAUGAAGUACGGCGACUUGACGCGCUUCUUCCUGUCAGCUUUCUACCACUUGAGUGAAACUCACCUCUUCUACAACAUGACAUCUCUCUUGUGGAAGGGCAUACAGCUUGAAACAUCAAUGGGUAGUACCAAGUUUGCUUCCAUGGUUGCUGCACUGCUUGGCCUGUCGCAGGGCAUCACGCUGCUCUUGUCCAAAGGCUUACUCUUGCUUGGUGAUGAUACAACGUAUUAUGAUCAAUAUGCUGUUGGAUUCUCUGGUGUGCUAUUUGGUAUGAAGGUUGUGCUGAAUGCCUGGUCCGACGAUUUUGUCUACCUGCAUGGGAUGGUUAUUCCAUCAAAGUAUGCUGCAUGGGCUGAACUAGUCCUCAUUCAGGCUUUCAUUCCCGGGACAUCCUUUCUUGGCCAUCUUGGUGGUAUACUUGCUGGACUGGUCUACCUUUGGCUGGAGCGCUCAUUCAACGGGCCAGACCCACUCUCUCUUCUGAUUUCAAGUGUUACGAAGGUUGUGAGUUGGCCAGUGAAAUUUGCUCAGAGACUUCUAAGAUCUGUCCGUUCUCAGGGCCACAUAACAGGCCGAGGCAGGGUUGGGCGCCGUGCAUCAGCAAGAGAGACCCCUCAAGGUAUCUGGAGAUGCUCAACCUGCACCUAUGACAACUCACUUGCCACAGAUGUCUGUGAGAUGUGCAGUAAUGCACGUGAGGACCGUGCUUUUUCACGGAGGCAGCAUCAUCAAGCUGGGGGCAACGUGGAGCUCUCAGUUGAGGAGAUACGCCGUAGGAGGCUGCAAAGGUUUGGCAGAUGAUGUAAACCAUUGCUACCAGUACAAAGAUUGUGUGGUGCUUAACAAGCUUAUCCCUUAUGAAGACUGGCGUUUCCAUUCCUCUGCUAGAUAGUUUCAACACAUUUGGUUCUUCUGAUGAUGAGGAAUUCUUUACAUAAUUUGAGAUUUUCCUCACCAUUUGAAGGAGACUGCUACUGAUAUAGCCCCAUUCUGUAGGCUGUUCUAUUGUCUAUAUUUAUAUAUAUAUAUUAA